AACGGUUACCCGGGCAACCGGAGACAGAGCGAGAUCCUGAGAGAGAGAGAGAGAGAGAGAGGGAAUGAGACAGACGGAUGGAGAGAGGGAGAGAGGGAGAACACAACACAGCUAGAGAGAGAGAGAGGGUGAACAACCAGAGGGAGGGAUCCCAGAGUGAGGGGGGUGAUCCCAGAGUGAUCCCGGAGUGAGGGGGGUGAUCCCAGAGUGAUCCCGGAGUGAUCCCGGAGUGAUCCCGGAGUGAGGGGGUGAUCCCGGAGUGAUCCCGGAGUGAGGGGGUGAUCCCGGAGUGAGGGGGUGAUCCCGGAGUGAGGGGGUGAUCCCGGAGUGAUCCCGGAGUGAGGGGGUGAUCCCGGAGUGAGGGGGUGAUCCCGGAGUGAUCCCGGAGUGAGGGGGUGAUCCCGGAGUGAUCCCGGAGUGAGGGGGUGAUCCCGGAGUGAGAGGGUGAGGUGGCUGCCUGAGGUCCCAUGGAUUUUCUCCAGUCUCUUGGACACCCGGAGGAGCUGCUGAACCUCAUCAAAUACAAACUGGGGCCAGGGGCCCGUUCCCGGAACCUGGAGGAUUCGAUGAGUGAAACCCUAAGAAAGUGCUACAUUUAUCUGAACCAGACCAGCCGCAGCUUUGCUGCUGUCAUUCAAGCCCUGGAUGGAGAUCUCCGUCAAGCAGUGUGCAUCUUUUACCUGGUGUUGCGGGCUCUGGACACGGUGGAAGAUGACAUGUCCAUCCCACUGGAGGUGAAGAUCCCGAUGUUACAGAACUUCCACACUUAUUUAUACCAGCCUGAGUGGAGGUACAGCCAGAGUCAGGAGAAGGACCGUCAGGUGCUGGAGGAUUUCCCAUCGAUAUCCUUGGAAUUCCGCUUACUGGCUAAGGUUUACCAGGAUGUGAUUGCAAAUAUCUGCCACAAGAUGGGAGCUGGCAUGGCCGAGUUUUUGGGUAAAAAGGUUGGAUCCAUCAAGGACUGGGACAUGUACUGUCACUAUGUGGCGGGACUUGUGGGAAUCGGCUUGUCCCGUCUGUUCUCGGCCUCUGAGCUUGAGGAUCCAGUUGUUGGGAAGGACACUGAGCUGGCCAACUCCAUGGGGCUCUUCCUGCAGAAAACCAACAUCAUUCGGGAUUACCUGGAGGACCAGCAGGAAGGUCGGGAGUUCUGGCCACAGGAGGUGUGGAGUAAGUAUGCAGAGAAGCUGUCUGACUUUACCAAACCCCCGAACAUUCAGGCAGCACUGCAGUGCUUGAACGAGCUGAUUACGAAUGCUCUGCAACAUGUCCCAGAUGUCAUCAAGUAUUUAUCCAGGCUUCACAAUCAGAGCGUCUUCAACUUCUGUGCUAUUCCACAGGUGAUGGCGAUAGCCACUCUGGCUGCGUGUUAUAACAACCCACAGGUUUUCCGUGGUGUGGUAAAGAUCCGGAAAGGCCAGGCUGUCACCCUGAUGCUGGAGGCAACUAACAUGGAAGCUGUGAAAGGGAUGAUUCGACAGUAUACCCACAUGAUUGGACAGAAAGUUCCAGGUGCGGGGAGUUCUGGAGCCAGAACACAGCAGAUUGUGGUAAAAGUGGAGUCCCUGAGCCAGAGUGAUGGGGAGCUGAUGUCUCGUGGUCACCUUUCACCUAUUUACCUGUCCUUAGCUGUGUUCUUGGCUGCAGUUAGUUGGCAAUACUGGCAGACCCUGACUCACACCUCAGAGGAGUAUGUGCAUGGGCACUGAGCAGCUUUUCCUCGGUUUUAAUCUCUUGCUAAUUUUUAUUCUACAAUGAGAAGAGGAACAGGAGAGUUUUCUGACUUGUUACUCACUCCAGGAGAAAGCUUGGCUGUGAGGCUGAAGAGAGGUAUUCAUUCUCAGUAGGUUCAUGCAGUAAAGCUUCACUUCUAGGCUGCAAGUGGGCAGCACCAGCCCAUACCCCACCAGGUGCUAGGGCCAGGCACACAGUUCAAAUGAGCACAUUGGUAGAGGGAGAACAUAAAGGAUUCUUCAACUGCCACCAAGCCUCUGAAGGGACGAGUUUACACACUCAGUUGGUGCACACUGAUGCAUGCCUAGCCCUCAGCCAUUUAAUUGGAGGCUCAAAACCGAUCCUGGGAGUGUUUGAUGGUGAUAUUGGAGAAGGAGCUUUACUCUGUAUCUAACCCGUGCUGCCCCUGUCCUGGGAGUGGUUGGUGGAGACAGUUUGGAGGGAGCUUUACUCUGUAUCUAAACCUAUGGUGCACCUGGCCUCGGAGUGUUUGAUGGGGACAGUGUAGAGGAAGCUUUACUUUCAGUUGAGUAGAGUAGAAUGAGCUUUACUCUGUAUCUAACCCCAUGCUGUACGUGUCCUGGGAGGGUCAGAGUUGGUGUCUCUGCUCCCCCCACAAUGUGAAAGUCGUUGUUGUGUGGGACCAUGCAUAACCUCUCGCUCCACUGUCCAAGUGUCACCUCUUCACUCACCCCACCCCACCCGUUGGGGUUUGUGAGGGGCCCCAACACGUGACCAAGGAAAGCUACCAUUUCUGGUGUUGGUCCUUUGUCAUUCCCUUGUUAUCAUCAGAUUGUUUGUUGAUAAUUCAAUAAAUGAAUACAAAUGUC
This is a messenger RNA of Hemiscyllium ocellatum (epaulette shark), 2564 nucleotides long. It is a transcript of the gene fdft1, whose product is annotated as farnesyl-diphosphate farnesyltransferase 1. Gene Ontology annotation, molecular function: squalene synthase [NAD(P)H] activity. The transcript is spliced from 8 exons. The record is from RefSeq and is a predicted model, not a curated record. Bases 468 to 1709 code for a protein of 413 amino acids. Gene Ontology annotation, biological process: farnesyl diphosphate metabolic process; cholesterol biosynthetic process. Gene Ontology annotation, cellular component: endoplasmic reticulum membrane. NCBI's taxonomy places the organism in Eukaryota, Metazoa, Chordata, Chondrichthyes, Orectolobiformes, Hemiscylliidae.